Lotus japonicus is the source of this 2532-nucleotide messenger RNA. Its product is annotated as serine/threonine-protein kinase haspin homolog. Bases 21 to 1946 code for a protein of 641 amino acids. Gene Ontology annotation, cellular component: cytoplasm; nucleus. The transcript is spliced from 15 exons. Gene Ontology annotation, biological process: intracellular signal transduction; protein phosphorylation; mitotic cell cycle. Gene Ontology annotation, molecular function: histone H3T3 kinase activity; ATP binding. The record is from RefSeq and is a predicted model, not a curated record. Lineage: Eukaryota; Viridiplantae; Streptophyta; Magnoliopsida; Fabales; Fabaceae.
CAUAGAAACGAAGCAGAAGCAUGAGCACGAGCACGAGCACGAUGAAACCGGCCACAGGUUCCAACUCCAGAAAAAUCCCUCCUCAUGGCGCAGGGAAUUCCGUUGAUUUAUGGUCACAGAUCGUCGAACCUGAACCGCAACCGCCGCGCCAACAAAUCGGCGUCGUUUACCGGAGAAAAAACCCUCGCAACGACCCAUCCAACUUGCAAAGGGAAUCUGAUCCAUGUCCUCCGCGUCCGAUUCGGGUGAGUUUGGUCGACCCCAACAAGCGAGUCAGUUGGAAUCGUUCUCUUUCCACCAGAGGGAGGACAAGUAUAGCAGUUGGUGCUUGUAUGGUUUACCAGCCUCAGAUAAAGCAGGACAAAAGAAAAGGGAAACCUGGUAUUCCCAAACCCAGAGGAAAGCUUGCUCAACCUCCGAAUUUUGACAAGGAGAGAUUAUACUUUCAAGAGGUUGAUGCUUUUGAGUUGCUGGAGGAGAGCCCCUCACCAAAGAAAGUUGGCACGUGGACAGUAGGCAAUGUAAUGGAAGAGGGCCCAAUGCCAUCUAUAUGCUCCAGAUUAGAAAAAUGGUUACAGUCCAGAAGAUUAAAUUACAGCUGCGGUCCCUCUAGCACACUAUCUAAGAUACUAGAUACCCCAGCUACGGGUUCGGAAGCUAUUCAGAAUGUUGGCUUCAAUUCUUCAGAGUUCAGAACAACAGAGCGAGUUGAGCUAAGCAAUUCACAACUGCACACCAUCAAAACUGGAGAAAAUAGAAGUCUAAUCAAUGAAAUUCUUAUUGAGAAUGACACUGAUUUGGAAAAAGAUGAUAUGAUGCUGUUAGAUCAAAAUGGCCAAGGUUCUGAAGAUAUAGAAGCUGCGGUUAGGAAAUUAUCUCUGAUCUCAACAUCAUGUUCAGUAGAUGGUGACUAUUUGAGUCCAUUUUCUGCGCUAUUAGCAAUUUGUGGACAGUCUGCACCUUCAACAUUACAAGAGGUUUUCUCUAGUGGUUCAGAAUCUAUUGUUAAAAUUGGUGAAGGGACAUUUGGAGAAGCUUUCAAGGUUGGCAAUUAUGUCUGUAAAAUUGUUCCUUUUGAUGGGGACUUCAGAGUGAAUGGGGAGAUCCAAAAGAGAUCAGAAGAAUUGCUGGAGGAGGUGCUUCUUUGCAAAACUCUAAAUCAUCUGAGAGGAAAUAAUGGAGAUUCUUAUAAUCUAUGCAGAACAUUCAUUGAAUCCAUAGAAUUUAGAGUAUGCCAAGGUCCUUAUGAUGAGACACUGAUUCGUGCAUGGGAAGAUUGGGAUUAUAAGCAUGGUUCAGAAAAUGAUCACCCAAAAGAGUUCCCAGAUAAACAGUGUUAUGUGGUGUUUGUACAAGAACAUGGUGGCAAGGAUCUUGAAAGUUUUGUGCUCCUGAAUUUUGACGAGGCAAGGACUUUACUGGUCCAGGUUACCGCUGGGCUUGCCGUGGCUGAGUCUGGAUAUGAAUUUGAACAUCGAGAUCUUCACUGGGGAAAUUUACUUGUUAGUCGAAGUGAUUCUGUAACAUCGUUGCAGUUCACUCUGGAUGGCAGGAAUAUGUUAGUUAAAACAUAUGGAUUGAUGAUAUCUAUUAUUGACUUUACUUUAUCAAGAAUAAACACAUGUGAUAGAAUACUAUACUUGGAUCUUUCAUCUGAUCCUGACCUAUUUAAAGGUCCAAAAGGGGACAAACAGUCAGAAACAUAUCGGAGGAUGAAGGAGGUCACUGAAGAUUGUUGGGAAGGAAGCUAUCCUAAAACAAAUGUGUUAUGGCUUGUCUACUUGGUAGACAUACUGCUCUUGAAGAAAUCAUUUGAACGUACUUCAGACAACGAGAGAGAUCUACGAUCCUUGAAGAAACGUCUUAAUAAGUAUAAUUCAGCCAAGGAAGCGCUUCUUGAUCCCUUCUUCACUGACUUGUUCAUUGAGUCUGACCCAAAGGCUUAACAAGCCAAAGCUCUGAAGAGUUGGUUGGGGAGUUGCUUUUCUGCUUGCUUGAUGAUAUUUAUUUUUUCUUUGUAAUGUGUAUAUAUGGAUAGUUCCUAGGCGCGAUCAGUUUUUUGAUCAUUUGCUCUUGUUACAUCCAUGGCAGAAGCUUUCUCCAAUUAUAAAUAUGAUUUACACAAUGAGAAAUUUAUUUUGAAGUGUUUGUUUGAGUGGGAAUUUUAGGAGGGAAAAUGAGGGUUUGGGAGUUUAUUAGUAGAGGUAAAUGGAAUACAGAACUUUCAAAAACCCUCUAAAACCUUCAUCUAAUGCAUUCUGAACUCCCCAAAUUGGGAGCUUUAACUCUCUGCCUCAUCUUCUCUCUUGAUCUCAAUGUUUCUGGUUCUGCUGCAAAAAUUUAUCAUCAGCAUUGAGGUUUGUGAAGAGCUUGAGAAAAUCUCAAUAUCUCAUUCAGAUAGAAAAUUCUGACCAUCAGAAGUCAUACAAGUGUCAUAUUUGCUGAAACCCAUGUCAUAUGUAGAGCAGCAUUCAUUAUAUAUUGAAAGUGUUGCUGUAUGCCUGCAUACAAAUACAUAAGCUUGGUAAAAAC